Molecule: messenger RNA, 924 nt
Organism: Eremothecium sinecaudum
Lineage: Eukaryota; Fungi; Ascomycota; Saccharomycetes; Saccharomycetales; Saccharomycetaceae
Gene: KIN28
Product: TFIIH complex serine/threonine-protein kinase subunit KIN28
Exons: 2
Coding region: 1-924 (307 amino acids)
Biological process (GO): positive regulation of transcription by RNA polymerase II; protein phosphorylation
Cellular component (GO): nucleus; transcription factor TFIIK complex; cytoplasm
Molecular function (GO): RNA polymerase II CTD heptapeptide repeat kinase activity; cyclin-dependent protein serine/threonine kinase activity; ATP binding
Source: RefSeq, a predicted model, not a curated record
AUGACUGCUGAGAAGUAUACAAAAGAAAAGAAAGUUGGUGAAGGUACUUAUGCUGUCGUGUAUCUUGGUACCAGAGAAGGUGAUGGACGUCCUGUUGCAGUAAAGGAGAUAAAAACGUCUCAGUUCAAGGAUGGGCUUGAUAUGUCGGCUAUCCGUGAAGUUAAGUACUUACAGGAGAUGAAUCAUGUUAAUGUUAUCGAGCUAGUCGAUGUUUACAUGGCUGCUGGUAAUUUAAAUUUGGUUCUAGAGUAUUUACCGGCAGAUUUGGAAAUGAUCAUUAAGGAUACUUCAAUUCUAUUUACCCAAGCAGACAUUAAAUCUUGGAUACUAAUGACGCUGAGAGGUGUACAUCACUGCCAUAGAAACUUUAUCCUUCACCGUGAUUUGAAACCAAAUAACUUGCUGCUGGCUACAGAUGGCCAGUUAAAACUUGCGGAUUUUGGUCUAGCACGUAGUAUGGCAUCACCUAAUGAAUAUCUGACAUCUAACGUCGUCACACGUUGGUAUAGGGCACCUGAGUUACUUUUUGGAGCAAAGCACUACACUACAAGCAUUGAUCUUUGGUCAGUAGGCGUUAUAUUUGCAGAGUUGAUGUUACGAGUUCCUUAUUUACCUGGUAGGGAUGAUUUUGACCAGAUAGAUGUAACCUUUAGAGCGUUAGGGACGCCCACAGAUAAGGACUGGCCGGAAGUAUCAUCAUUUUCAGGUUAUAAUAAGAUUCAGUUCUAUCCUCCGCCUUCCAGAGAGGAACUUAGAACGCGGUUUAUCGCGGCUACCGAAAAUGCACUUGAUUUGCUCGCUGGAAUGCUAACAAUGAAUCCUCAUAUACGUUGGGAUACUGUUCAGUGCUUAACGAGUCAGUACUUCUUAGAACUACCAGAGCCUACUGCUCCGGAGGAACUGCCAACGUAUACCAAGAAGUAG